Messenger RNA from Pezoporus flaviventris, 5912 nucleotides. RefSeq names its product insulin receptor (gene INSR). The transcript has 21 exons. Gene Ontology annotation, biological process: multicellular organism development; positive regulation of MAPK cascade; positive regulation of kinase activity. Lineage: Eukaryota; Metazoa; Chordata; Aves; Psittaciformes; Psittacidae. The record is from RefSeq and is a predicted model, not a curated record. Gene Ontology annotation, molecular function: phosphatidylinositol 3-kinase binding; ATP binding; insulin receptor substrate binding. Gene Ontology annotation, cellular component: membrane; axon; insulin receptor complex. Bases 264 to 4328 code for a protein of 1354 amino acids.
GCUGACGGGGGCAGCCCCUUGUUUACUGGCCGGAGAGGCAGCCGCCAGCCCGGCCUGCGCUGGAAGGGGCCGCUGGAGCCGGGGCUGACACAGAGGGGCAGGGAGGGGCCCGGGCGCUAUAAAGGGGGGGGCGCGGAGCCUCACCCCAGUCUUUUACCGACGAUGCGAAGCCGGGCCCGGCCCCCGCGCCCGCCCCGCGGCCUCUGAUUCGCCCCCGCCGGGACGCGCCGAGCCGCGGCGGCUGCAGCAGCAGCGACGCGGGCAUGGGACCGAGAGCGGCGGCGGCGGUGCUGGCCGUGGCCGUGGUGCUGGCGGCCUGGUGCGGCCGGAGCCGUGGCGAGAUUUGCAGAAGCAUGGACAUCCGCAACAAUCUGACCCGGCUGAACAUGCUCGAGAACUGCACCGUCAUCGAGGGCCACUUGCAAAUCUUGCUGAUGUUUAAAACCAAGCCUGAAGAUUUCCGUGAGCUCAGCUUCCCUAAACUCACUAUGAUUACAGACUACUUGCUUCUCUUUCGUGUGUACGGUCUGGAGAGUUUAAAGGGACUUUUCCCCAACCUCACUGUGAUUCGAGGAACUCACCUGUUCUUUAACUAUGCGCUGGUCAUUUUUGAGAUGGUUCAUCUGAAGGAGAUCGGCCUCUACAACCUGAUGAACAUCACUCGAGGCGCUGUGCGGAUCGAGAAGAACAACGAGCUAUGUUACUUGUCCACAAUUGACUGGUCGAGGAUUUUGGAUUCUGUAGAAGAUAAUUACAUCGUGGCCAACAAGGACGACAAAGAGGAGUGUGGAGAUGUGUGUCCCGGCACUGUGAAAGGGAAGAGCAACUGUCCUCCUACUGUGAUAAACGGCAUCUUCAUUGAACGCUGCUGGACGCACGAUCGCUGUCAGAGAGUGUGUCCACCUGCCUGCAAGUCCCAGGGCUGCACCUCCGAUGGUCAGUGCUGCCACAGCGAGUGUCUGGGGGACUGCACAGAGCCCAACAACCCUGAGAAAUGUGUGGCUUGCCGCAACUUCUACCUGGAAGGCAGAUGUGUGGACACCUGCCCACCCGGUUACUACCGCUUUGAGGGCUGGCGAUGCGUGACCUUCAGCUUCUGCCAGGAGCUGCACAACAAGUGCAAGAAUGCCCGGGAGUCGGGCUGUCACGUUAUCCACAACAAUGAAUGUGUUCACGAGUGCCCCUCGGGCUACAUCAUGAAUUCCAGCAACUUGCACUGCACCCCCUGCGCAGGGCCCUGCCCAAAGGUUUGUGACUAUGGGAAGGAGAAGACGAUCGAUUCGGUGACAUCGGCUCAGGAGCUCCGCGGCUGCACGGUUGUUAAUGGAAGCUUAGUAAUAAAUAUCCGUGGAGGAAAUAACAUAGCAGCUGAGCUAGAAGCGAAUCUUGGCUUGAUAGAAGAAAUCUCAGGUUACCUAAAAAUUCGCCGGUCUUAUGCCUUGGUUUCUCUUUCUUUCUUCCGUAAACUGCAUCUGAUUAGAGGAGAAACACUAGAAGCUGGGAAUUAUUCCUUUUAUGCCUUGGAUAACCAGAAUCUUCGGCAGCUCUGGGACUGGAGUAAGCACAACCUCACUAUUGCACGAGGCAAACUCUUCUUCCAUUAUAAUCCCAAACUAUGUUUGUCGGAAAUUCACAAGAUGGAGGAGAUCUCUGGGACUAAGGGGCGUCAGGAAAGGAAUGACAUAGCCCUGAAGACGAAUGGGGAUCAAGCUUCAUGUGAAAAUGAAUUGCUGAAGUUUUCCUCCAUUAGAACUUCUCAUGACAAGAUCCUGUUGAAGUGGGAGCCGUACUGGCCUCCGGAUUUCCGUGAUCUCCUGGGAUUUAUGCUUUUUUACAAAGAAGCUCCAUACCAAAAUGUGACGGAGUUUGAUGGCCAAGAUGCCUGUGGAUCAAAUAGCUGGACAGUUGUGGAUGUUGACCCACCGCCACGGUCAAAUGAGCCCAAAGCCCAGGCCCAGCCAGGCUGGCUCCUGAGGGGUUUAAAGCCAUGGACACAGUAUGCUGUAUUUGUUAAAACCCUCGUCACCUUCUCAGAUGAACGAAGAACUUAUGGUGCAAAGAGUGAAAUCAUCUACGUGCAGACCAACGCUACUGUUCCAUCAGUCCCAUUAGAUCCAAUAUCUGUUUCCAACUCUUCGUCCCAAAUCAUUCUGAAGUGGAAGCCACCCUCAGAGCCCAAUGGAAACAUUACACACUACCUGGUGUUCUGGCAGCAGCAGGCAGAAGAUAGUGAGCUUUAUGAACUUGAUUACUGCUUAAAAGGAUUAAAACUGCCCUCAAGGACGUGGUCUCCUCCUUUUGAAUCUGAAGAUCCUCAGAAGUAUAAUCAAAGUGAAAAUGAGGAUGUCAGUGGAGAAUGUUGCUCGUGUCCUAAAACAGACUCCCAGAUACAAAAGGAGCUGGAGGAGUCUGCUUUCCGCAAGACAUUUGAGAACUACCUUCACAAUGAGGUUUUUGUCCCCAGGCCGUCAAGAAAGCGAAGAGACCUUGGCUCUGUGGCAAAUGCCACUGUGGUGAUACCCACCAUGGCGUCCUCUCCCAACAACUCUGCAGCACAGUUGGAGAACGCAGAGGAGCAGAAACCUUUUGAAAAGGUGAAGUCUAAAGAGUCUUUGGUGAUCUCAGGCCUGCGGCAUUUCACUGGGUACCGCAUUGAGCUGCACGCCUGUAACCACGAUGCACAGGAAUCCCGAUGCAGCGUUGCAGCGUAUGUCAGUGCCAGGACCAUGCCAGAAGCUAAGGCUGAUGACAUCGUUGGUCCAGUUACACAUGAACUGGUUGAAAAAAACACCGUGCAUUUGAAGUGGCAAGAACCAAAGGAGCCAAAUGGUCUUAUUGUACUGUAUGAAGUGAAUUAUGGACGUCUUGGGGAGACAGAGGAAGCUCACUACUGCGUGUCCCGUAAGCAUUUUGCCAGUGAGCAGGGCUGUAAACUCCGUGGACUGCAGCCUGGAAACUACAGUGUCCGUAUCCGAGCUACGUCACUGGCUGGGAAUGGCUCAUGGACAGAACCCACCUAUUUUUAUGUGGCCGAUUACUUGAAUGCUCAGCCUAAUAUUGCUGUUAUAAUUGUGCCGAUUAUUUUUGCCAUCAUUAUUGCUGGAAUUAUUGGAGCUGCUUAUGUGCUUGUGAAAAAGAGGCAAACCGAAGGACCAACUGGACCACUCUACGCAUCCUCUAACCCUGAAUAUCUGAGCGCCAGUGAUGUCUAUGUCCCUGACGAAUGGGAGGUUCCACGCGACAAGAUCACUCUCCUCCGAGAGCUGGGACAGGGCUCCUUCGGGAUGGUGUAUGAAGGAAUUGCCAAGGACAUAGUGAAGGGAGAGCCAGAGACUCGAGUAGCUGUGAAAACUGUGAACGAAUCAGCCAGCCUCCGCGAGCGCAUCGAGUUCUUAAAUGAAGCUUCUGUGAUGAAAGGCUUCAGCUGCCAUCAUGUGGUUCGCCUCCUCGGGGUAGUCUCCAAAGGGCAACCUACUCUGGUGGUCAUGGAGUUAAUGGCACACGGAGAUCUGAAAAGUUACCUUCGCUCUUUAAGACCUGAUGCUGAGAAUAACCCCGGUCGUCCACCACCAAUGCUGAGAGAAAUGAUCCAGAUGGCUGCAGAGAUUGCUGAUGGCAUGGCCUAUCUGAAUGCCAAAAAAUUUGUUCACAGGGAUCUUGCAGCUCGUAACUGUAUGGUUGCAGAAGACUUCACUGUAAAAAUUGGAGACUUUGGCAUGACCAGAGAUAUCUACGAGACAGAUUAUUACCGUAAAGGAGGCAAAGGACUGCUGCCUGUGCGGUGGAUGGCACCGGAAUCACUGAAGGAUGGUGUUUUCACUGCUUAUUCUGAUGUGUGGUCAUUUGGUGUUGUCCUUUGGGAAAUCAGCAGUUUGGCAGAGCAGCCGUACCAGGGACUCUCCAACGAGCAGGUGCUGAAGUUUGUCAUGGAUGGGGGAUACCUGGAUCAGCCAGACAACUGCCCGGAGAGGCUGCACAGCCUGAUGCAGAUGUGUUGGCAGUACAACCCCAAAAUGCGCCCCACCUUCAUCGAGAUCAUUGAGAUGCUGAAGGAGGACUUGCACCCCAGCUUCCACGAGGUCUCGUUCUUCUACAGUGAGGAGAACAAACCUCUGGAAACGGAGGAGUAUGAGAUGGACUUCGAGAACAUGGAGAGCAUUCCCCUCGAUCCCUCCUCGUACUCGCAGAGGGACAAAGUCCUGGGUCGGGACAAUGGACCCUCCAUGGCCCUCAAGGGGAACUAUGAAGAGCACAUACCUUACACUCACAUGAACGGUGGCAAGAAAAAUGGGCGGAUUCUCUCCAUGCCCAGGUCGAGCCCUUCCUAACGCUUCCCGUUUGGCCCAAGGGUUGUGUCUGCUUUUUUCCCCUCCACAGAUCUCAGGACUCUCGUUAUUGCUGCCACAGUGUAUGACACACAUCUAUGAACUCGUCAGAUUUUUAAUCAUCUUAUGAUUAAUACUUUAUUAUUGUCUUUCUUUUGCCAAGUUGACUGGCUGUCAGUGGACUUAUCUGUGAACAUAAAUGGAAGAGGUUUCCAUGGCUGCUGUCCCUCUGUAACCAUGGUUUCAAAACAGGAAGCCACCGUGUACGUUCAACUGAAGGAGGAGCCUCCACGGUUGCCAACAAGAGACGUGAAACACGCUGGUAUCUGAGCUACAGGGUGGAACAAAACUGCAGGACAGGAGCAUUUCCAGUCAAAUUCCAGGCUUUCAGGCAUUCUCUUCACUACAGCUGAAGGAUUCAACACAUCAGACGGACGCGCCAGGUCCUCACGUUGACCAAGAGCUGCUGCUUUCAUACUUUUUCAAUGGGUUAAAUCCCAGGGGUGCGUGCGUUUGUGUGUGCAGUAUAUAUAUGUGGGGUGUAUAUGUAUAGCAAAAUAUACACCUCUGGGGUUUUGUACAUAAGUUUUGUAUGUUCUCACAGAAGCUUUCCUCUUCUCGGAAGCGUCUGCUUCUCUUUUUUUCCCAUUUCCCUGGAGUGACUGAAUCCCAAACAGAUUAUUUUUAUACUGAGGACUCUUGGGAGUAGGUUUUCUCUCAUUAAAAGACAAAAAAAAACAAAAAAAAAAUGAGGAAAAUGUGCUGGGAGCCAAAGGAGCAGAAAUCUGAGAUUUGUGGGUACCUUUCAAGACCAAACGGAGUUGGAGUCCCCUGCCCUCUCUGAGAGCGGAGUUUUCUGUCCUUACAGCAUUGAGUAUAUAUAUUGUUUGUUGUAACAUAUUUAAGAAUAUCUUUAGUUUAAGUUUUAACUUCAUAUAAAUUAUUGACUGUUUAGGAUCCUUUCGGGGAGGGGAUAAUUUGGGGGAUUGUUUGGUCUUAAAGUGGUCCAAAGAUUUCAGAAUGAACUAAUUUUAGCCCAUUACCCUUUUAGGAGCUAUGAAGCACAUGUUAAGUUUAUACUUGACAAAGCUUUAUAAUACAGUUUCAUGAUUUAUACAGUGCAGUCAGCCAGCUCCAGCUGAAGCCCUGAGAUAAAGUAGUUGGGACUUCACUUGGUUGGUGAGGGCUGAACGACACCAGAACAUCCCCAAGCCCGAGUCCUGCUACCCCUUUGUCCCCACGUCCCUUGUGUUGCCUUCUGUGCUGCAGAAACAGCCAGCGAGAGGGGACGAGCAAGAACUCUGACCUUAAAAAGCGACACUAAAGCCAAUCCAAAGCAGGAGAGCUCGAGGCUCUUGGCUCUGCACGUGAAGCAGGAGCCGAAUGGGACUGUGGUCAGCUGCGUGCUGCCCAUCUGCUGCUGCUCGGGCGUCUGGCCUCGUGCUGCCUGCGGACCUCCCGUGUUUCCCUCGGAUUCCCUGUGUCCUGCCCAGGCCGCUUGCAGCUCUUUGGGAUGUCAGCUUUCGUCUUCUGGACUGUGCUUUGUUUUGCUGCUGUUUGCAUAAAAGACCGAGCUGGUCAGCAUAA